CGCAUCACCUCGCUGGCCGCCGUGCCUGGUUCUCUGAGCAGGGCUCGGACGUGGCUUCCAAGGCUGGUCGCUAGAGGGCGCGCUAACCAGGCUGUCUCAGGCCCUGCGGAAUGUACCAUUCCCGAUCCUCCCCCCAGCGGCUCUGGGACAUUCCAGGGUUGGGCUCCCCCCCCCUCCCCGCGUGGCAGUUGGUUUGCGCGGCGGCCCGGUCGGGCGGUGGGGGGAUGGCGGCGGCGGCGGCGGCCGGCGCCUCUGGGAGCGGGAUGGCGCAGAAGAGCUGGGAACUGGCCAACAACAUGCAGGAGGCGCAGAGCAUCGACGAGAUUUACAAAUACGACCGCAAGCAGCAGCAGGAGAUCCUGGCGGCCAAGCCCUGGACCAAGGACAACCACUACUUCAGAUACUGCAAGAUCUCCGCCCUGGCCCUGCUGAAGAUGGUCAUGCAUGCCCGGUCUGGGGGCAAUCUGGAAGUGAUGGGGCUGAUGCUUGGGAAAGUGGAUGGGGAAACUAUGAUUAUCAUGGACAGCUUUGCUUUACCGGUAGAAGGCACUGAAACUCGAGUCAAUGCUCAGGCUGCUGCAUAUGAAUAUAUGGCUGCGUACAUAGAAAAUGCAAAACAGGUUGGUCGUCUAGAAAAUGCAAUUGGCUGGUACCACAGCCACCCUGGCUAUGGCUGCUGGCUUUCAGGGAUUGAUGUCAGUACUCAGAUGCUUAAUCAGCAAUUUCAGGAACCAUUUGUGGCUGUGGUUAUUGAUCCAACAAGAACAAUAUCUGCAGGAAAAGUAAAUCUUGGAGCUUUUAGAACAUAUCCCAAGGGCUUUAAGCCUCCAGAUGAAGGGCCUUCAGAAUACCAGACUAUUCCACUUAAUAAAAUAGAAGACUUUGGUGUGCACUGUAAACAGUAUUAUGCUUUAGAGGUCUCCUACUUCAAAUCAUCUUUGGAUCGUAAAUUACUUGAACUAUUGUGGAACAAAUAUUGGGUGAACACACUCAGUUCUUCUAGUUUGCUUACUAAUGCUGACUACACAACUGGCCAAGUCUUUGAUUUGUCUGAAAAAUUAGAACAGUCAGAAGCCCAGCUGGGCCGAGGGAGUUUCAUGUUGGGUUUAGAGACGCAUGACAGAAAAUCAGAAGACAAACUUGCUAAAGCAACAAGGGACAGUUGCAAGACCACCAUAGAAGCUAUACAUGGAUUGAUGUCUCAGGUUAUUAAGGAUAAACUGUUUAAUCAAAUUAAUAUUGCUUGAAGUGCAUCACCAGCUGAUACGCAUCUCCGAGGCUGAAAAAGUCAUGGUUAUUUCUUUCUUUUGGACAUGUUCACUUUUGGAAUUAAAGUAAGAAUGGAUAAUUAUUCAGUUAAUUUGUAGUACUUUCAUCUUUUCCACCUUUUUGCCCAGUUUUAAAGAACAGAUUGUUCUGAAAUUUAUUGUAAACUCUGUUCUCUAUCAUAAAACACAACCAUUUUGGAUAAUUGUUUCAGAAGAAAAGUAAAUGUGACUGUUAUUAGAUGCUUCUCUUUAGUAUUUAUAUCUGUUAUCAAUCUGCAAUAAGAAAAAUAAAAAUGAGCAAGUGAUUUUUUUUGUAAACACUUAUUUCUAGCAUUUCAUUAUUUUCUGCCGUUUCCCCGGAACAAUUCUUCUAAUUCAUCUAGUUUAGAGAGAUAAUAAAGCUAAUUUUAAGAAAUUCUGUUUUUGUUAAGAACAUAAUUUUAAUAUGCUUUCCCAACUCUUCUUUUAAUUUUAAAACCUUGAAUCCCUUUAGGUUAGUUUUUUAAGCAAAAUUCUAAUUGAAACAUUAAUUGCUUAUUUUUGCAGAUUGACUCAAUGGGGGUCUAUUUUCAUUCAUUUAUUGUAAGAAUAUCUUGCAGCCAUGCAGUGGAAUUUAUUUGCUAAUACCCUAUUGUGUUUCAUAGAAAAAGAGUGGCAAAUGAAUGGAAGCCAGGGGAGUGAUAGAAUUAUUAGUACACAAUGCCCUAAUGUCAUCCAAAUACGAUUAGAGAAUAGAAAAUAAAAUAAAUGUGGUUAUUCUUUACAUACAACUCAGCAGUUAUGAAAGAACAAUAAUUCACUGUUUGAAAUACCUGAUGUAACUCUAUUACAGUAUAUGUGUAUAAUACAUUAACCUCCUUAUGAACAAGAAGAUUGUGGCAAACAAAAUGUGUAUGCUAAAACUAAAAUAAACAUCCAGAGAAAGAUGUGCAGUUGAAAUAUUAGUCUUCUGUGAAGUUUUUCUUUU
This is a messenger RNA of Dermochelys coriacea (leatherback sea turtle), 2235 nucleotides long. It is a transcript of the gene COPS5, whose product is annotated as COP9 signalosome subunit 5. The transcript has 8 exons. Gene Ontology annotation, biological process: protein deneddylation. The record is from RefSeq and is a predicted model, not a curated record. Gene Ontology annotation, cellular component: COP9 signalosome; cytoplasm. NCBI's taxonomy places the organism in Eukaryota, Metazoa, Chordata, Testudines, Dermochelyidae. Gene Ontology annotation, molecular function: deNEDDylase activity; protein binding; metallopeptidase activity. The coding region runs from base 111 to 1247 and encodes 378 amino acids.